GCACUUUUGCUCCACUUUUCAACUAGAAGAUCCCUAAAAACCUACGUCCGCUUGUUCCGUUCUCCGUGUAUGAUUCAUACAUUGCUAUUCUUUGCUUGCUAGUACUUACUGCUAGUGCGACUCCAUUUCACUGCCCGUGAUUGUGUUACCGUUUUGUCGGUUCUGGUGUUGACGGCGGUCGUGUCGUGGAUUAUAGGUCUGAGUACUCUCAUUCUCUGUUACGCCAAGGUAGGAGGUAGAAAUCGUAUAUAGAUUCGACGCCACAUACACAGAGGGCGAGAGAGGCAGGAGAACGAAGGAUAAAGUGGCAGAAGAGAUCUUUUUUUAAUAUGGUGGUGCAGUUUUGUACAGUCAUUUUCAUUGUCCGUCAAUAGUGCGCUGGAAAAGUGAUACGGAGAUUACGGAAUCGCAUGAAAAUCGGUGGAAUACUACGACCGAACAUAGAUCUGAUCGUGUACCAUUUUCAGUGGAUCCACGGAAUCCUUGAAUCAAGGAAAAUUGUGUAGUAGCUGAAGGCUUGAUUUUCGCUUCAAUCUGCGACAGCAAAUAUCACAGUGAAGAAUACAGUCUGUCUAUCGAAAAGUGGUGCAGGUAUAGGGGAAAAAAAAGAUCGCAAAGCACUUUUUCCUGAUUACUACGGUUCCGGAUAAGCAGAUCGGUAGGGAAACCACUGGAUAGGUUUUCUCCCUAGACGCACCGCUAUGGACGGAGAAUCGGAAAAGCAACCGCUCCUGAAGCAGUCCUCCCAGUCGGGUCAGCCGGAUUCCGGAUUGGAACAGCCAUCGCAAGCGAUUGUGACGGCUUCUUCGAUUGGACCGGACGAGGUUCCACCGCCAUACCAACAGGAGCAACAGAGUAGUGUUAUAGUGACCUGCCGCGUCUGCCAGGCAUUGAUAGACAUCUCCUGGAAGAAGGAACAACACGUCGUCAAGUGCUCACAGUGCCACGAAGCAACGCCAAUUCGGAAUGCUCCGCCUGGCAAAAAGUAUGUCCGCUGUCCCUGCAAUUGUCUGCUGAUCUGCAAGAGCUCUUCCCAGCGGGUGGCCUGCCCGAGGCCCAACUGCAAGCGCAUCAUCAAUCUGGCGCCGAGUCCGGUGACGCCACCGUUGCUAUCGAUGCCCGGUAUGUGCCGCGUUACCUGCGGUCACUGUCACGAUACAUUCUUGUUCGACACAUUGAAGAACCACCUGGCCCGGUGCCCUCACUGUCGCAAGGUUUCGUCGGUUGGUGCAGAUUUUUGCCGCAAACGGCGCAAUCUGCUGUUCCUUGGAGGAUUGAUUUUCUUAGGAAUCGGUAUAGGCGUUACCUAUGGCACUAUGUCCUAUGCAAAGGAUCACAGUGGAAUGUUCAUUGCCUACAUCAGCCUGUUCCUGGUCGCUCUUCUUCUGUUCGCCAAGACGAUAUACUACUGCACGCUGAAAGUGAGUAACGUGGAAGGGCCAAUCUAAAGUGUUUCGAGAACGUUGGGCCAGUUUGCUGUAUUCUCUGCCUGUGUCAUCGUCUAUAUCCAAAGUUUUUUUUUGUUCGCAAGCAAACCAAACAGUAACAGUUGCAGCAGCGGUAAUCUAAGGAUCAAAUGUAAAUUAUCCAUGCCCACACACAUACUCACAAACAACCAACAGUUUAUACACAUUCCUAUAAGAUAACAGCAGUCGUAACCGGACGUGUAUUGGAAGCUAGUACACAGAAUUUGUUGUUCGUUGCUAUUGAAAACAGAAAAGUGAUGGGUUUGGUUCGAAACAAAAAUGCAGGUACAUUUUGUGUUUUAUUUCUUCGAAUAAACCACAGAUCUGAUUGAUGGUUGCAGUAGAAGCCAUAUUCAACGUAACUGCGGAACACCUCGAACAAAGAUAAAGGAAAAGAUCUACUCUGUGCUCCAAACGGUAGUAGAUGGUGAUGAGUAAGCUUAAGACAAACAAACAAGAAACAUCAUCGAUACAUGUAAAGAUUAUGAUUUACUGAUUAUUAUUCAUAUUUUUACAUUUUUACACAUUGUAAUCACCUAAUCGGAAUUUAUAUGCUGUAUAAAUUAAUCGGAUAAGUGCAGGAAUGUGAUGUUUCUUUUUCUUGUGUUAAAGAGUUAUAUUUAAUUAAAUCGUGGAAUAAACUAUACAAACUGUAUGUGAAAAUAAAAUGCACGUGAUAGCAGAAAGAGUGAAGAAGCAGAUGAUGGUAGAACAGCUUGCAACGUUGUUAACCAAAAAUAAAGAAGAAAUAGGAAACCGGUAAAGCUGUCGGGGUAAAUCGUAAGCACCAGACGAGGAAUAACACAUUUAUAAAACACUUUAUAUAAAUAAUAUUAUCAUUAAACUCCAUACUUGGUCAACAUUUGGAUAGUUAAUCUGCAAUAAAAAUGGGAAACGCUUUAAUCCCAAUUGCCAAAUUGGGCAUGUUGAGAUUGAACCAUUGAAAUAUAGUUGUAAAUCUUAACAAUCCAUUAUAGAAUGAAGCUAAGCAAAUAGUUGUUCUGUAAGGAUAAAUUCGAAACUAUCAAAUCACCUACAAAUCUACUCAAUUUACUGGACCUUUCACAAGCUACUUUCAAUUCCUAAGCGAUUCUAAGAAAAAAAUCUACCUUUUGCAGGAUGCUUCUCACGAAUAUGAACGACGAAUACCAAUUAUCCGCUUGCCUUUGAUGCAGUAUGGUUUUGUUAGAAUAAGCGAUAGUUAGCCACAAAUUAUAGCGUCCCAUUCUCUAGUGUAACCCAUGCUUAUGAUUUAUAUUUUGAGUUUAUCUCGUAAUCUUCUUUGCACCAACCAUCCCCCCCCCCUUCCCCCUCCCGUAAUGAUAUUACAAAUAAGCAUAAGGGAAGAAUAAUGUGCUAGAAUCGCAGAAUCAAACAAAGCUCCAAACUGAAAGAAAAUAAAUUCUUUCAGCCUCGUAUUGUGGUUUUAUGAUUAAUUACUAUAACCAUAAACGAUACACCCAAC
Ochlerotatus camptorhynchus is the source of this 2931-nucleotide messenger RNA. Its product is annotated as type 1 phosphatidylinositol 4,5-bisphosphate 4-phosphatase-like. Gene Ontology annotation, cellular component: late endosome membrane; lysosomal membrane; plasma membrane. Gene Ontology annotation, molecular function: phosphatidylinositol-4,5-bisphosphate 4-phosphatase activity. Gene Ontology annotation, biological process: phosphatidylinositol dephosphorylation. Bases 702 to 1448 code for a protein of 248 amino acids. The transcript has 5 exons. The record is from RefSeq and is a predicted model, not a curated record. Lineage: Eukaryota; Metazoa; Arthropoda; Insecta; Diptera; Culicidae.